Alternaria postmessia is the source of this 1590-nucleotide messenger RNA. RefSeq lists its product as uncharacterized. Bases 1 to 1590 code for a protein of 529 amino acids. The record is from RefSeq and is a predicted model, not a curated record. NCBI's taxonomy places the organism in Eukaryota, Fungi, Ascomycota, Dothideomycetes, Pleosporales, Pleosporaceae. The transcript is spliced from 3 exons. Gene Ontology annotation, biological process: retrograde protein transport, ER to cytosol; endoplasmic reticulum unfolded protein response. Gene Ontology annotation, cellular component: endoplasmic reticulum lumen.
AUGAGGGGAAUAUGGGCACUCCCAGCGGUGCUGCGCAUAGCGCUGGCGAACCAGCACGCAUUUAGCGUCUUCGACGACUUGCUCGCGUUCCCGCAGUAUGAGGUUUUAUGGCCGGACACUUUUGUGACCGAGAAUGAUGCGACUUUCCUGCUCUCCCACGCAUCACCCAGCUCGAGCUCUGCCACACCGGGUUCGCAAGAGACGCAGGAACUAUCCAAGCGCGAUAAGCCAGCCGCGAACAUAGCACACGAGGACGAACCGCUCGAGCAGACAUACGAGGCAGUAGUACUGCACGGACAGCGGUACCUUUGCAGCAUACCUGUGAUACCCGAAGAGAUACCUCAGAAUGACACAACAUCGGCCGAGGAAGCAAAGGCCGAGGAGGAGAAGGAGCUCCUACGCGCAGCAGACCGUGGAUGGGAGUUGCUCGAAGGCAUGAAGGGCAACUGCAUAUACUAUGUGAGCGGCUGGUGGAGUUAUAGCUUCUGCUACAAGGAUGAGGUCAAGCAGUUCCACCAACUGCCCCAGAGCCGAGGGGUCCCCCACUAUCCGCCCGUCGAGGAUACGAGCGUACACAGCUUUGUACUGGGCAAAUAUCCAAAAGAGGACAAGAACAAGAAAGCGGAUGCCCAGAAAACGCUUGGAAGUGAACAAGGCAGCAAGGAGGCUUUCGACGACGAGGGCGAUGCGGGUGAAGAGGAGGAGAAGGGCCUAGAGAUAUCAAGACUAGAGACCAAGGGGUCGAGCAGGUACAUGGUGCAGCGGCUGUCCGACGGUACCGAAUGCGACUUGACGGGCAAGCCGCGCAAGAUUGAUGUACAGUUCCAUUGCAAUCCGCAGUCUGCCGAUAGAAUCGCUAUGAUCAAGGAAACAAGCACCUGCUCCUACCUCAUGAUUGUCGAUACACCUCGCCUCUGCCACGAUGUCGCCUUCACCCCACCACAAGAGAACCUCGCGCACCCUAUAACUUGUGAACCUGUUAUACCAGAGUCUGAAGUCGACGCUUGGACGGAAGCACAAGUCUCUGCCAAGAUGGCCGCAGCCGAACGUCUCAUCGCUGCUCACAACACAGCCGACGACGCAAAUACAAACCCACUUCGCGAGCUCGCCGACGACCUUGAGGGCUCUUCCAAGCGCAUCGUCAUCGGUGGCAUUGAAGUCGGUGCGAAGAGGUUUGUUGGAAGCGAAGGCAAGGUGAUCGAGAAGUCAGUCGUUGUUGGAGGAGGCAAGGAGACGUUUGUCGGUACAGUAGCGAGCAGUGACGGCAAGCAAAUGUCUAAAGAAGAAAUGAAGAAGCUCAACAUUGCCGACCCCAAGGAUGUUGAGACCUUGAAAGGAAAUCUAAAGAAGCUAGCAGGCAAGAAAGGGUGGAAAUUAGACCUUGUAGAUACACCUAGAGGCAGGGAGUUCAGAGGUAUCAUCGACACCGAAGAUCAAGACACUGAGAAGACGAAGAAAAAGACGACCAAGAACAAGGAUAAGGAUAGCGCAGGCAUGGGCAAGGAAAAGGAACGUGAGCCUGAGCCUGAGCAGGGUGAUGAGGAUGAGAUGCACGAGGGAAGUGAGGAGGUGUACAAGGAUGAGCUUUGA